CGCGAAGCAGAGCUCCCUCCCUCCUCUCUCCUCUUCUUCUUCGUCGUGGUGUUGGUGUGGGGCAUCUCGCACCCCACCCAUCCCUGUCCUCCCGCUCGCCGGUGCGCGCGCUUUUCUAGGGUUUCCGCUGCCCCAGCCGCCAAUCCCGCUCACCUCUCGUCACCGGCGAUGGCGUCGGCGUCGGUGUCGGCCCCGGUGGCAGGGGCAGGGGCCGGGGGCGGGAAGGACGAGGAGCUCGCCGAUCUGGUGCGGCGCCUCAUGGACGCCCUCGCUCGCUACGCUGAUCGCCUGCCCUUCGACCUUGAUCGCCAGAAACUUCGUUCACUUACUACACUUGCUGCGAUCUCGAUCACACUUCUGUUUGCCUGGAAAAUGUUGAGAGCUCCUCAAGAGCAACCUCGGAGGCCUCGUAGGAGAGCUGCCCCAUCAUCUAGCAACACCAGCACUAGAUCGCGACCAGGUGCUUUAACCGUAGCAGAUGCUUGUUCAUCAGCAGAUUCAAGAGCACACGAAGCAGUCAACCAGCUUUUCCAGCCAGUAAAUCUGACUCUUGAGCAGCUUGUCAGGCAUAAGCUAAGCGAAGGGCGAAGGUUCACAUGCCGCUUGCUUGGUGUGAUUUUAGAAGAAACAGCUCCAGAGGAGCUUCAGAACCAUGUCACAGUGAAGCCUUCCGUGGUGGAGGUUCUCCUUGAGAUUGCAAAAUUCUGUGAUGUGUAUUUGAUGGAGCGCAUUCUUGAUGAUGAGAGUGAGGGAAAGGUUUUAUCGGCCCUGAGUGAAGCUGGGCUUUUUGGUGGUGGUGGCUUGAUAAAAGAUAAGGUUCUCUUCUGUAGCACGGAGAAUGGCCGUACAUCUUUUGUUCGGCAACUCGAGCCUGAUUGGCAUAUCGACACAAGUCCUGAAGUUGUUCACCAAUUAGCUAGGUUUAUCAAAUAUCAACUGCACAUCUCCCCGCAGCGACCUGAAAGAAUAGCAACCAAUGUUUUCACCGCUCCAAGCUUGGAACAGUAUUUUGGAGGCCUAGACCAGAGAUAAAGAGGUCAAACUCCAUCCAGGAAAUUGGCGGCGGCGGCGGAUUAGUGAGAAGGGAGGACGUCAUUGUUUUUUCUUUUCUCUGCUCGAAUGAUGGAACUCGUUUUUUUUCCUGUAUCAUGUGUAAAAGCCUGUGCUAUGUACCAGUAAUCCAUUGUUGUGCGAUAUGUAGUGCCUCAGAAUCUAUUCAAGGGAAAACAUAUGUAGUAGCAUACUUGUCGAAUCAGUUGUGUUAAUGUACAACUACAACCAAAAUAGCAUAGUUGCAAGUGC
Molecule: messenger RNA, 1302 nt
Organism: Zea mays
Lineage: Eukaryota; Viridiplantae; Streptophyta; Magnoliopsida; Poales; Poaceae
Exons: 9
Coding region: 169-1032 (287 amino acids)
Biological process (GO): peroxisome organization
Source: RefSeq, marked validated